Racocetra persica is the source of this 260-nucleotide messenger RNA. Lineage: Eukaryota; Fungi; Glomeromycota; Glomeromycetes; Diversisporales; Gigasporaceae. The record is from the annotation of a GenBank genome assembly.
UACUAUUGACCAUUCUACUAUGAUUGUUCUUGCUGGACUGUGGUCUGAAGAUUGUAAGGAAGAACGCAGUCUUGUAAUCAAUCCUUCAUCUAUCCCCGCUCAUUCUUCUGGCUCAAAUUCAAGUUUUAUGUCACUAAAUGCGCCAUUGGGCACACGGAAUCUUAUGGGUCACUGUACUUCGUCCACAUAUGUGCUAAAUGAUCAUAUGAAUCAAUUAGGAAUUUUUUUUAUAUUCCAAGACUUGUCAGUUAGAACAGAAG